Paecilomyces variotii is the source of this 1142-nucleotide messenger RNA. Its product is annotated as putative microsomal signal peptidase subunit. Gene Ontology annotation, cellular component: membrane; signal peptidase complex. The coding region runs from base 342 to 1082 and encodes 246 amino acids. The transcript has 3 exons. Lineage: Eukaryota; Fungi; Ascomycota; Eurotiomycetes; Eurotiales; Thermoascaceae. Gene Ontology annotation, biological process: protein targeting to ER. The record is from RefSeq and is a predicted model, not a curated record.
UACCAACAUCGUCAUUGUUCUUCCUUCUCUCUCUUAUCUUAUCGGUCUCCUUCAACUUCCCCAGUUUCAGCCUGUUUGCUCUGUUUGCCUCCAUCCUUUCUUUCCCGCAUCGCAUCUCCGAAGCGUUCUUGAAGCUCCAGCUGGCCUGAACCGGAAAGCAACCCCAGUCCCACGCGCGCGUCUCUCAGUCUUUUUUCCUCUGCUCUCUCCUCUGGAGCGGAAAAAAGGAUUGAGAAAUAUUCUCUUUCAUUUUUGUAUUUUUUUUUUCUUUUUUGAAUCGUUCAUAUACUAUCCUGAAAGUGGGAAAAAAGGAGGAAUAACAUUCAAGAGAAACCGCGGGGAUGCAUUCGACAAUCAACCGCACGCAAACCGUCUUCGGUUUCUUCACGACGGUAGCAUUAACUGUCGCAGCGGCAAUUGCGCUUUCGGUUCUACUAUAUCCAGCUGAUGACGUGACGAGUAGUGUGGAGUUGAAGAAUGUGCAAGUGAUCAAGGGCCGACCGCAUUACUACUCUUCUAAAAAAGAGGAAUACGCACGAAUCAGUUUCGAUUUGGAUGCUGACCUCUCUCCGCUAUUUAACUGGAACACGAAACAACUCUUCGUCUACGUUUAUGCUUCCUACCCUUCUUCUAGCGAUGCCCUUGCAACCUCCGAAUCCAUCAUUUGGGAUAAGAUCAUCCCCGCUCCGGAAUCGCCUUACUCGCCUAGCGUGUUGAAGGAGCGCUUCUUCCCUGCCAAGUCUACGUCGAAAUCGAAGAGUCGGAGACAAUCAUCGUCUACCAAGCAGACACAGAAGAAAGGGGAGGGCAAGCCCGGUGUGCUGAAGCUGAGAAACCAGAAGCCAAAGUACCAGAUCACGGACAUCACCGGUAAGAUGGCCGAGAGACAGAAUGUCACGUUAACUGUGGGAUGGAACGUGCAGCCGUGGGUUGGAGCACUCUGGUGGAGCGCUGGUACAGGAGCAGUCCCUCACACGUCAGGCCAGACCGGCCAGAGUAAGACCUUCGAUCUUCCUCCGUUGAAAGGUACCCGGCAAGAGGGAGCAAAUGGUGAUGCGGCCAAGACGAAGGCGAACGCAUGAUAGCUUUUUCCUGAAAGACGAAUAUUGAAAUUCUCUUGGGGCUGCAGCGAUAACUAUUCA